Molecule: messenger RNA, 3700 nt
Organism: Passer domesticus (house sparrow)
Lineage: Eukaryota; Metazoa; Chordata; Aves; Passeriformes; Passeridae
Gene: IPO9
Product: importin 9
Exons: 24
Coding region: 34-3141 (1035 amino acids)
Biological process (GO): protein import into nucleus
Cellular component (GO): cytosol; nuclear envelope
Molecular function (GO): small GTPase binding
Source: RefSeq, a predicted model, not a curated record
CGUUUGGCGCGCGCGGCCCGCGGAGGGGCGGCGAUGGCGGGAGGCGGCGGCGGGCCCGGAGCCGGGCCGGUGGCGCAGGGGCUGAAGGAGGCGCUGGUGGAGACGCUGACGGGGAUCCUGUGCCCGGUGCAGGCGGUGCGAGCCGCUGCUGAGGAGCAGGUGAAGGUGCUGGAGGUGACGGAGGAAUUUGGUGUUCAUUUAGCAGAACUGACUGUGGAUCCUCAGGGAGCUCUGGCUAUCCGGCAGCUGGCGUCCGUUAUUCUCAAACAGUAUGUGGAAACUCACUGGUGCUCUCAGUCUGAAAAGUUCAGACCUCCAGAGACCACAGAAAGGGCCAAAGUUGCCAUCAGGGAGCUGCUGCCCAACGGGCUGAGGGAGUCCAUCAGCAAGGUGCGCUCGAGCGUCGCCUACGCGGUGUCAGCCAUCGCCCACUGGGACUGGCCUGAGGCCUGGCCCGAGCUCUUCAACCUGCUCAUGGAGAUGCUGGUCAGCGGGGAUGUCAACGCAGUGCACGGAGCCAUGAGAGUGCUCACAGAAUUUACCCGAGAAGUGACAGACAUACAGAUGCCACUUGUAGCUCCAGUUAUUCUUCCAGAGAUGUACAAAAUUUUCACAAUGGCAGAGGUGUAUGGGAUUCGCACGAGGUCACGUGCAGUGGAGAUAUUUACCACGUGUGCCCACAUGAUCUGUAACAUGGAGGAGCUGGAAAAGGGUGCUGCCAAGGUCCUGAUUUUUCCUGUGGUGCAGCAGUUCACAGAAGCCUUUGUCCAGGCCCUGCAGAUGCCGGAUGGACCAACAUCGGACAGCGGGUUUAAGAUGGAAGUUUUAAAGGCUGUGACAGCACUUGUGAAAAACUACCCAAAGCACAUGAUUUCAUCAAUGCAGCAGAUCCUGCCCAUCGUCUGGAACACCCUUACAGAAAGUGCUGCUUUUUAUGUGAGAACAGAAGUAAAUUACACAGAAGAGGUGGAGGAUCCUGUGGAUUCUGAUGGUGAAGUUCUGGGCUUUGAAAAUCUGGUGUUCAGCAUAUUUGAAUUUGUUCAUGCCUUGCUGGAAAACAACAAAUUUAAGAGCACAGUGAAGAAGGCUCUGCCAGACCUGAUCUAUUACAUCCUGCUUUACAUGCAGAUCACAGAGGAGCAGAUUAAAGUUUGGACUGCAAAUCCACAGCAGUUUGUGGAGGAUGAAGAUGAUGAUACAUUUUCCUACACAGUGAGAAUUGCUGCUCAGGAUCUCCUGCUGGCUGUGGCUGCUGAUUUCCAGAAUGAGAGUGCAACUGCUCUGGCUGCAGCAGCUACGAGGCAUUUGCAGGAAGCUGAGCAGGCUAAAAACAGCGGUGCUGAGCACUGGUGGAAAAUACAUGAAGCCUGUAUGCUGGCCCUGGGCUCAGUCAAGUCUAUAAUUACAGACAGUGUGAAGAACGGCAGAAUACACUUUGAUAUGCAUGGCUUCCUGACAAAUGUGGUCCUGGCAGACCUCAACCUUUCAGUGUCUCCUUUCCUCCUGGGCCGGGCCCUGUGGGCCGCCAGCCGCUUCACCGUGGCCAUGUCACCAGAGCUCAUCCAGCAGUUCCUGCAGGCCACUGUCAGUGGACUGCACGAAACGCAGCCCCCCUCUGUGCGCAUCUCUGCAGUCAGAGCCAUCUGGGGCUACUGUGACCAACUGAAGAUCUCUGAGAGCACCCACGUGUUGCAGCCUUUCCUUCCCAGCAUUCUGGAUGGCCUGAUCCACUUGGCAACUCAGUUCAGCUCCGAGGUGCUGAACCUGGUGAUGGAGACACUGUGCAUUGUGUGCACAGUGGAUGCAGCGUUCACAGCCAGCAUGGAGAACAAGAUCUGCCCCUUCACCAUUGCAAUAUUCCUCAAGUACAGUAACGAUCCUGUUGUUGCUUCUCUUGCCCAGGAUAUUUUUAAGGAGCUAGCUCAAAUAGAAGCCUGCCAGGGUCCAAUGCAGAUGAGGCUGAUCCCAACCCUGGUCAGCAUCAUGCAGGCCCCAGCUGACAAGAUCCCAGCGGGGCUGUGUGCAACUUCCAUUGAUAUACUGACCACAGUUGUGAGGAAUACAAAACCCCCUCUGUCCCAGCUCCUCAUCUGCCAGGCAUUCCCUGCAGUGGCACAGUGCAGCCUGAACACAGAUGACAAUGCUACUAUGCAGAACGGCGGCGAGUGCCUGCGCGCGUACGUGUCGGUGGCGCUGGAGCAGAUCGCGCAGUGGCACGAUGAGCAGGGCCACAACGGGCUCUGGUACGUCAUGCAGGUGGUGAGCCAGCUCCUGGACCCACGCACCUCCGAGUUCACCGCUGCCUUUGUGGGCAGACUGGUCUCCACUUUAAUUUCGAAAGCCGGGAGUGAGCUGGGAGAGAAUCUGGAUCAGAUCCUGAGAGCCAUCCUGAGUAAAAUGCAGCAAGCAGAGACGCUCAGUGUGAUGCAGUCCCUGAUCAUGGUGUUUGCUCACUUGGUUCACUCACAACUGGAGCCACUCCUGGAAUUCCUGUGCAGCCUUCCUGGCCCCACUGGCAAGCCUGCCUUAGAGUUUGUGAUGGCCGAGUGGAUGAGCAGGCAGCACCUCUUCUAUGGGCAGUAUGAAGGCAAAGUCAGUUCUGUAGCACUGUGCAAACUCCUGCAGUAUGGCAUCAACACAGAUGACAAGAGACUUCAGGACAUUAGGGUGAAGGGAGAAGAAAUAUUUAAUAUGGAUGAGGGAAUUCGGACACGAUCCAAGUCGGCCAAAAAUCCUGAGCGCUGGACAAACAUUCCUUUGUUAGUAAAAAUCUUAAAAUUAAUAAUAAAUGAACUCUCUAAUGCCAUGGAAGCAAAUGCAUCUAGACAGACCACUGCAGAUUGGAGCCAAGAUGAUUCAAAUGAUAUGUGGGAGGAUCAGGAAGAAGAUGAGGAUGAAGAUGAAGGCUUAGCAGGACAGUUCUUAUCAGAUAUUCUUUCCACAAACAAGUAUGAUGAAGAUUACUAUGAAGAUGAUGAAGAGGAUGAUCCAGAUGCAUUAAAGGACCCUCUUUACCAAAUAGAUCUCCAGGCCUAUCUCACCGACUUCCUGUGCCAGUUUGCACAGCAGCCCUGCUAUGCCAUGUUCUCUGACCACCUCAACGACAACGAGAAGCGAGUGCUGCAGGCCAUCGGGAUAUAGACCCACUCCAGAGACCACACCUGCCAGAUCUGAACAAUAGGUUAUUUUUGGCUAAUUCCACGUUUUAUGAUAGGACAUAAAACAUUUUCCAGUGUCUGCCUGCCUUGUUCAGGUUGACAGUGGCCUCAUGGUUUUGAGCCUCAUCUUAACGCACAUCUAAGGAUGCUAAGGAAAGAAUGCCUGAGCAAGCAGCAAGGACAUUGCACAUUGGUCUCACCACAGGAGCACUUUCAUUUUCCACAGUAACUUUCCAGGAAGUUCUUAAAGAUAAGAAAUAAUGUGUCCUUAAUAUUUUUAAAGGAAACUGGCUCUACCUGUGAAGAGGCACUUUUAGUUUCCCACAGCACAGUUCAACAGAGAAAGGAACCGGGUCACUUACGGAUUGUUUGAGAAGUGGGAAGGUUGCUCCUCUUGGCUCUUGUUCCUCCUCACGUAACACAGGGUAAAUGUCUUGAUCCUACAACGUGACUUCUUUUGUAGAACCACAGACUCUUUUCAGAGCUGCCUGGAUGGGAUGGAGCCAGUUCACAGGAGUUUGGAGGGGAGCUGAGACAACCUG